Lachancea sp. 'fantastica' is the source of this 687-nucleotide messenger RNA. NCBI's taxonomy places the organism in Eukaryota, Fungi, Ascomycota, Saccharomycetes, Saccharomycetales, Saccharomycetaceae. The record is from the annotation of a GenBank genome assembly.
AUGUUCAAGAAACGGGUUGUGAAAGCUGGUAAGGAUUCGAACAAAAGACAGAGGUUAAAAGAUGCACUGCAAACGCCAGGUUUGUCUGUGAAAGAGAAAGAUUCAAAUACACGUCGGGACUCGUCGUCCAGCUCAUCGCUUGGUCAAAAUCGGCAAGAAAAGGAGGAUGUUGAGGAAGAAAGCAGGAAUGAAGACUGGGGGGAGAAACUCAAUAACGAACAACACAUAAUUAACGAUAAGACCGCAGAAAGUGCAUCGAUCUCGCUUUCAAGGCUGGACCCUGCGAAGCAAAACGCGAACAACACGAAAUCGACACUUUACAUGGACUACCAGCCAGAUAUCUGCAAAGAUUUCAAACAAACCGGUUACUGUGGUUAUGGCGAUAGCUGCAAGUUUCUGCACGCAAGAGACGACUUCAAAGCUGGCUGGAAACUCAGUCAGGACUGGAAAAUCGAUUUUAACGAAGAAGAAAUCAAAAAUAUCGAAGAAAUCCCUUUCAAGUGCGUUAUAUGCAAGCAGGACUAUUCCAAUCCUAUUGUGACUAAUUGCAAACACUACUUCUGCAGCGCUUGCUUCAUGGACAGAGCCAAAAGUACAACAAAAUGUUAUGUCUGCUCGCAGGAUACGGGCGGAGUAGCUCGUGUUGCGAAAGACCUCCGCAACAUACUGCAGAAACGUAAAUCCUGA